Molecule: messenger RNA, 1112 nt
Organism: Hibiscus syriacus
Lineage: Eukaryota; Viridiplantae; Streptophyta; Magnoliopsida; Malvales; Malvaceae
Exons: 6
Coding region: 92-1021 (309 amino acids)
Molecular function (GO): DNA-binding transcription factor activity
Source: RefSeq, a predicted model, not a curated record
CUUAUCUUCAACAUAUUUUGAUUUCAUGGAGUUCCCUUUUAUCUCUAAAUCUCUUUGUUUAUGUAGACAGUAACAUGCAUGAAACUUAACCAUGGUUGCUGGUGAAAGACUGGCGGUGAAAACAAUGGUUCAAGAAGAUCAAACAACCAGCAGUACUGGUAAAUCAUGCAAGAAGCGAAGGCCUAAAAAGGUACCCCAAAGAGGGCUGGGCGUGGCACAGCUAGAGAAGAUGAGGUUAGAAGAACAACAGAAGAAAGAUCCCUUCUGUAGGUCACCUUCAUCUUGUGAGUUCAACGUUGAAAGGGAGUGGUUUUGGUUGGAUCAUGGUUGGGAUUUUAGGACGAGUUUGGGAAUUGAACCAGUUUGGCCUUUGCCUGGUCUGAUGUCGAGUGGACGACAACCUUCUUCUUCAAUGGUGAAUUUGUCAUCAAGAACUUCAUCAACAUCUGUAAUGAAUUUUCAGAUGGAGCCCCCUUCAAACCAAAGCCAUUAUACAUAUUUUAAACCUUUCUUGCCUGGAGAGAAGGUGAUUGCCAUGAAGAGACCAUACCCUUUCUCCCUGGACAAUGUUCCAAUCCAUUCUUUUCACACAAAAUAUUAUCCUCCCGUUGUUCAUGCCAACAAUGGACCAUUUGAAGCUACUUCAAAUACUAGCAAAGUUACCACAUUCAAUUCCGAAUCCGGCACCUCGAAUCCCAGGGAAGGGCCUUCAUGUUCAACCUCAAAUGGGGAUUUUGCUAGAGGUUUUCUCACAUUAGCCCCUCCAACAACGACAUCAAUGUGUUCAACCUCGAAAUCCAAGCAUCCUCGAUCAAAUUCAAUCCCUUAUGAAUUGCCAGCAAGCUUUGAGGAAUCGAUAAUGGAACAAGGUGGCAGUGGAUUAAAUCUGCAGCGACCUUACUAUAGCUUCUUUCCACCACCUGAAAUGGCGGAAAUUGAACGAGCAAGUGCAGUAACAAUGGCUAAUUGUAAAAGGCCGGAAGAAGCUGCUGGACACGUUGAUCUCAAUUUAAAGCUAUAAAUUCAUGCACAUUUGAAUGAAAUAAGCUCUUGUUUUGUAUCAUUAUGGUUUUUUUCGAUGAAAAAAAUAUCGAGAAUUCAUGGAAUGACCA